GUCACUGGUCCCUGCUGUCCCUGCCCCUCUCCCCGUCCUCACCCCAGUCUCCCUGCCGGGAAAGGCAGCAGGGAAUGCUCAGGGCCGACGAGGGUCCAGGGGCUGUGUUCAGCAGACGCCAGUGGGAAUAGCUCCAGCGAGGACUCUCCCUCCGUCUUCACGUUUCUCUCUUUUGCCCCCAGAAACCCCAUGAAGUGGUUGGAUCCCCAAACCUUCUACUUCAACUUCGACAACCUGCAAUACGCCUAUGGUCGGUACCACUGCUACCUCUGCUUCCAAGUGGAAAGAGAGGUGAAUGGCUCACUUGUCCACGUUGACAUGGGCGUCUUUGUAAACCAGUCUGCUGAUGACAACUGCCACGUAGAACUCUGCUUCCUCUCUUGGUUCUACGCCUGGCUGUCUCCUGACGAGCGCUACCAUGUCACCUGGUUCAUGUCCUGGAGCCCCUGCUCCCAGUGUGCACAGCAGGUGGCUGAGUUCCUGAAGAAGCACAGCAACGUGAACCUGAGCAUCUUCGCAGCCCGCCUCUACCACUUCAAGGAUCCAGAAAUCCAGCAGGGACUUCGCACCCUGAAGCGCACAGGGGUCCAGGUUGCCAUCAUGUACUUCAGUGAUUUUUUAUAUUGUUGGAACAACUUUGUGCGCCACGGCGGAAUGCGCUUCAUUCCUUGGAAAGGUAUUAAUAAAAAUUAUUGGAUCCUGGUCACAACGCUUGAGGAAAUUCUCUGGUGAGAGCCUCC
Messenger RNA from Ceratotherium simum simum (southern white rhinoceros), 740 nucleotides. NCBI's taxonomy places the organism in Eukaryota, Metazoa, Chordata, Mammalia, Perissodactyla, Rhinocerotidae. The record is from RefSeq and is a predicted model, not a curated record.